UGUCACAUCGGGAGGGCUAACAGCAUCAGCUCCCCAGGAUAAACAAUUCCUGGCCAGGAAGACCUCCUAUUUGAAUUUCCAGGGCUCAGCACGGGAUAAAAAAAAAAACAAGAGGGAAAGGAAACACCCCUGGCCGAAAAGGAAAGAGAGAGAGACAUAAAAGCGAAUCUUCUCGUAUGAGCAGACGUUAGCCAAAAAACGACGCCUCGGAUCGUAAGCAGAGAAGGAAUUUAGAAGAACGAGACCCCAGACUGCAGGAACCAUGGAGUUGACUGACACGCUGAUCCAGCAGGAGCGGCUGCAGGCGAUAACGGAGAAGCGGAAGCGGCAAACUGAAAUUGAGAACAAGCGAAGACAGUUGGAGGAUGAGAGGAGGCAGCUGCAGUAUCUUAAGUCCAAAGCGUUAAGGGAAAGAUGGCUACUGGACGGGGCCCCCUCCAGCACGUCCGUAGAAGAUGAGGCCUUGAAGAAGCAGAUGCAAGAGGACGAGGCCAAAACCAAAAGCCUGGAGGAGACCAUUCAGAGACUGGAGCAGGAACUGGAGGAGCUGGAAAGUGGAGUCUCGGCCACAUCAACAAAGGAGAACCUGUCUGAGGCAGCGAAGGAGGAGACUGGGAAGACUGGGGAUGGCGUCUCAAACACUCCUGUCGGCUCCACUAAAGCAGUCAGAGUUCACAAGAGCCCUCGUCUGGACAAGUCCGGAGGUCACUCUGACAUGAUGAAGGCAGCCAUGUACUCUGUGGAGAUCACCAUUGAAAAGGACAGAUUGACAGGAGAGACCACCGUUCUGUCCACCAGUACCCUCUUGCCCAAAGAUCUCUCGCACCAAGGGAUCAAGGUGUAUGAGGAUGACCUAAAAGUGGUCCACGAGGUCCGCGUCGCAGAUGGGACAGUAGAAAAUGGAGUUCACCUCCUCAGUUCCACCGAAGUGGAGGAGCUGAUCCACAAAGCAGAUGAAGUCUCCAUGAGCGACGUGAUCAGCACCAAGGAUGGAGAAGCCAUUGUCAAGAAUGGCAAGAGCACAUCCCAGACUCCCAAGAAGGAGAUCACCGGCAUCGAGGCCAUACCCACCGGCACCCCCCAGAAGGCUGGUAACGGCAACAACCCCAGCCAGGAGCACCCGGUCACCAUGGUCUUCAUGGGCUACCAGAACGUGGAGGAUGAGGCGGAAACCAAGAAGGUGCUGGGCCUGGAGGGCACCAUCAAGGCAGAGCUGGUGGUCAUCGAGGACGGGGAAGGGAAGACGGGCGCCGAAGACGGCAAGCAGGAGCAGCAGGACCCACCCAACGGCAGCGCGGCAGAGGCGCCGAAGGACGAGGAGUGCGCGGAGAAGUGCGAGGCCGAGCAGGCAGCCGGGGAGCUCAACAGCAAGGAGAAGCAGCCAUGCAAGUGCUGCUCGGUGAUGUGAGCCGGGCACGGCCGGGACUCUCUGCAGGACGAACGAGUGACUUUGAAAUUGCAUUCUGUUGUGUAUCUUUUGAGCGACUGUUGUCCCCCUCCAAACCCGCCCCAGCGCCCCCCACUUCCUUCUUUUCCUCUUUUUUUUUUUUGUCUGUACUUUUUUUUUUCAAUAUCUUCUCGUGAAUCGACGCCAUGCACUCAGACGGGUGACCACCCGAGGCUCGCCAGGCUCUCGAGCUUUGAUGGGUGGGGUGUUCCACUGAAGGUCCGCUUUCCCUGAAGGUCACUUAUGCGCGUGCACACACAGACAGACACACGCACUCCGGCACGAGCCUGAGCCCACGUGGAUGCAGCGAGCCUGGAGGCGUGGCUAAUGGCUGGCAUACCGGGCACUUGAUUCCACCCUGUGUCUUAUUGGAUGCUUCCCUUCAGGGCUGCCAUUGUAAAGCAGGUGCCCAUCGAAAUGAGUAUCUUGGGCAUAGCGGGUCCUCUUAAACUCACAUUGGCAGCUUCUCUUCUCUUUUUAUUCAUGCAUGUGGCAAGUGAAAGAUGCAGAACGAUCAAAACGCUAGGUGGCAGCUACUGGGGGGCACACAGGCAACACCACGGCAGCUCCCUGGUCCUCCGUAUCACUGUGUGGGAUGAGCUCAGAUGUGGGUUAGGGGGCAGUAGAGAGCCACACAGUCAAGAACUCUCAGUGGGCGAGGGGAGUCGAGAAAUACGGGAGCUGUGAUCAGGACGUGCCACCAUCACUCAGUGCUGCCCCCUCCUGGGCUGGCCGAGAUCUCGCCCUUCCAGUCUUUCAUAUUAAACUUCGCAAGGGAUUAAGUUUUGAACCUUCUCAAACAAUCUUGAACAGCUGGAUGUGGCACCGUACCUGUAUAGAUGAACCUGGGGAUGCCCCCUUUAUUCAGUCAGUGUAUGAAUCGAGUCCACCUCACGGCCAUCUUCAGUCCUCCUCACGUCUCCCAUUCUGUUACUCCACCAGGUGAUUCCUGAAUUAGCCGAGUGGUCAUUGACACCCCCAGCCACUACACAGAAACAUGGAGGUCUGCUGGUGCAGUGGCCAUUAGAGUGACCACUCGUCCUCCAUUUAUGAAGAACGGCUGGGAUUGGAGGAGAAGGAUCUGAGUGAGCACAACUGACAUCACCCUGUCUCUCGCCCCAUCCUCUCGCUCUUCUCUCCCACCCUUGCCCUUUCUCCCUUUCCCUCUACCCAUGGACCACUCCUCUCUUUCUUUUUCUCUCUUGCUGAUGUCCCCUUUUGCCCCCUCCCUCCCUCUCUCUCUCUCUCACCCACACUCCCCCCCUCACCCAUUGCCCUCCCUCGCCCACCGCCCCCCCAGGACCCCCGCCCGUAUUCCUUUCUUUCUAUUUAUAUCCAGUCUGUGUAGCCAUGAAUUACACUUUAGCGUCUCUGUGUGGUCUCUUUGCUGUGUUUUGGAAGCUCUGGUCACGUUCAUCGCCGAGCCCCGACACCGUAGAUGGACGUCUGUCACGCCGUCUCCACGUGCAGAGGGUGACACAAGUGGCUUUUGUCUAAAACGUCACUCGCCCAUAGAUGAGCCAGCGGGGUGUGUGUGUGUGUGUGUGUGUGUGUGUCGAGUGGGGCUGAAUCUAUGGGUCCAAAGAGAGGCUUCCAUUCUGACCAGGAGUCCCUGCUCGUCUCCGGGGUCUCAUCGUCUCAUUUGCUGUCAAACUGUGAUGGCCAGGAAACCUAAAGGAUGUCCCUGCAGGAAACCCAGCGAGUGGAGUGGGUGGUAAAGCUGCCGACCUCCGUCACGACGCACACUUCAGCAAGGGGACGAGUGGCCCGCAGUGGUCUGGGGUUCUGCCCGGUGAGAGGUGUGAGGACUUUCACGGAGAUGACGGAGCUGCCUUUGAGCGUUCAUAAUUGUUGAAUAUUUGUACAAAUGAUGAGAAACAAAACAAAAGCAGAAUGAUGAACCUAAAUGUUGAAUAAAUUGUGCAAAGGGC
Polypterus senegalus (gray bichir) is the source of this 3378-nucleotide messenger RNA. RefSeq names its product paralemmin 1a (gene palm1a). The record is from RefSeq and is a predicted model, not a curated record. Gene Ontology annotation, cellular component: membrane. NCBI's taxonomy places the organism in Eukaryota, Metazoa, Chordata, Cladistia, Polypteriformes, Polypteridae. Gene Ontology annotation, biological process: regulation of cell shape. The transcript has 9 exons. The coding region runs from base 263 to 1408 and encodes 381 amino acids.